UGGGUUGUGUGUGUCCUCUGGUGGUGGAAUGCUUGUCACCUACUCCUUUUUAAGUUCCCAAAUCGCUUGAUACUUCUCAAGCUGUGUCUCUUUUUCUCCAGAGACUGCAAAGCUCUGAUCUUUGCUUCAAUGGAGAAGCACAAAUGCAAGCUCUGUUCAAGGAGGUUCUCCAGUGGCAGAGCUUUGGGUGGUCACAUGAGGUCUCACCUAGCCACCCUCCCCAUUCCUCCGAAGACCCCGCAACACAGUGACCGGACCGACCCUGUUUCCUCUUCCUCUUCCUCUUCUUCCAGUGAGGAAGAAGAGGAAGAGGGGGAGGAGCAAAGAUCAGAAGGAGAGGAGAAGGCUCUGGCUUAUGGGUUGAGGGAGAAUCCCAAGAGGAGUUUUAGAUUGGCAGAUCCUGAGUUUUCGUUCGCUGUGGAUGCUGGGUCCGUGGUCCAGGACCGCGAGAGCGAGACCGAGUCCAGGAACCCAACUCGGAGGCGAUCCAAACGAGCUUGGAAACUGGGUGUGCCCAACCAGGGACUGGAUUUGAAGAAACCUAAAUUGGGAAAAUCGGAGACCACCGAGUCGCCGACUGAGCCGGAGCCGGUGAGUUCAGUUUCCAACACUUGGCCUGAAGAGGAUAUUGCUAUGUGCCUGGUGAUGCUUUCGAGGGAUACAUGGACCAGAAGCGAUGAAGAUCAAGACAUUAAAGAUGAAGAAGAAAGAUCAGUUGAUGAAACAUGCAAGAAGGUGUUCUCAUCCUUUGAAGCAUCCCCAGUUGAAAAAGUCGUUAACAAAGCCAGUAAGAAGAAGAUCAAAACCUGUUUUGAAGACGAAUCAAAUCCAGAAAAUGGAGGUAAUGUGAAAAUUUAUGAGUGCCCAUUUUGCAGUAGAGUGUUCAGGUCUGGCCAAGCAUUGGGUGGGCACAAGAGAUCACACCUCCUCAAUAAUUCAACCACCACAACUGCCGCCGCUGCCGCUGCUGCUGCCGCUUCUGCGAAUUCUGAGAAAUUCCAGAAUGGGGUGAUAGAUCUCAAUCUCCCUGCUCCACCUGAAGAUUAUGCCUUUAGUCAGCACUCUGCAGUUUCAUAUGCAGAGUUCAUUGCCAAUACCAUAAAAUGUUGAUGAAAUUGAAAUUCAUAGGUAUUGUUAAGAUCUGAGACUCUGUUUCUUAGUAAUUCUUAGAUAUAAUUUCAAUCUUUUUUUUAUUUAUAGAUGAAGGGAGUUGAAGUUUUUUGGUGGGGUGUUCUUUCAUUAAUUGAUUCCACUUUUAGUCACGGAGAUGAUUGUUUUGUUCUUGGGCCUCCUCAUAGUACCAGUACCAAACUGUCCGCCUGCAUUUUCUGUUUGAUUAA
This is a messenger RNA of Vitis riparia (riverbank grape), 1340 nucleotides long. Its product is annotated as zinc finger protein ZAT4. The record is from RefSeq and is a predicted model, not a curated record. Lineage: Eukaryota; Viridiplantae; Streptophyta; Magnoliopsida; Vitales; Vitaceae. The transcript has a single exon. Gene Ontology annotation, biological process: regulation of DNA-templated transcription. The coding region runs from base 130 to 1110 and encodes 326 amino acids.